UAGACAAGUCAAAUUAAAAUCUAUACAACUAUUACAUUUAAUAAAACAUAGGAAGUAAUCUAAUUCUUCAGUAAAUAAGUAACCAUAAAAAAUCAAGGGAGAUUUUUUUUAGAAUACUAAAUAUGAUAAUCUAAUUUGGUAUUUAAUUAAAAGCAUUUAUUAGAUCUUACAAUUUAGAUUAUCAUAUAAGUCAAGGUAGAGCAUGCACAUAGUUGCAAACCUAGGAUUAAUGGCAGCGGCGACACUACCAACCAUAGAGAAGAGGGUUUUGACCCUUAAGUCCUCAGAUGGUGAUGAGUUUGAAUUGGAAGAAUCCAUCGUCGUUCAAUCAUUGAUGAUCAAGAAAAUGGUUGAAGAUGGAUGUGCCGUCGGCGUCAUCCCACUCUUCAACGUGGACACAGAAACCCUCACGAAGAUCAUUGAAUACCUCAAGAUGCAUCAGUUGACAUCAAACCAAGAAGAAAUAAAGAAUUACGACAAGGAAAUGGCGGUGGCUGAUAGGAUCAAGCAUAAGUCGAUUGAGGCUGUUCAAGAGAUAUUCAAUAUCACCAGUGAUUUCACCCCAGAGGAAGAAGUUGCAAUCCGAAAUGAGAACCCUCACGCUUUCGAAGGGGAUUUUGACCACUCGCUUGACUAAGUCAUAAUUGAUGUCAUACUAUUUUUUGUUUAGAAAAGUGCUCCUUUUUUAUUUCUCUUUCGAGCAAAGGUCCGGUAACUAAUAGGUUAUGGUAUGAGUUGACGCUUGUAAAAAAAAUAAAAAGGGACAAAUUUUAAGGGUCAUAUGUGUGUUCAGCAUGUUCUAUAUGUUUGUUUCUCCAUAUUAUAUCUCUGACGUUAUUCAAUUUUUAUUUUAA
Molecule: messenger RNA, 854 nt
Organism: Lycium ferocissimum
Lineage: Eukaryota; Viridiplantae; Streptophyta; Magnoliopsida; Solanales; Solanaceae
Product: SKP1-like protein 11
Exons: 2
Coding region: 203-637 (144 amino acids)
Biological process (GO): SCF-dependent proteasomal ubiquitin-dependent protein catabolic process
Cellular component (GO): nucleus; cytoplasm
Molecular function (GO): cullin family protein binding
Source: RefSeq, a predicted model, not a curated record